CCUUGCAAUAUUAAAACCAGUAGGUCACAAACAUUUGAAUGAAUUCGUCUCAAUCAGUAUGAUGUCAAUAGUCCACAGAGCGGACUAGGCUUCUCCUCAAACUUGUGACAGUGGUUUAUUGUGCACAUACCUGAUUCUCUAAAACCAAAUUUAUAUCAUGUCCAUCUCGUCAAAAUUUCUUCUCAUCUAAAACGCGGAGUGGGGAAAUGAUUACACCAUUUACAAAAAAACGUAAUUAGCAGCUGAUUUAGUGACCUUGUAGCAGAAAAAAUUGAUGAUAAAACAAAAUAAUGGAAGACAAUGAUCCCAUAUUCACCAUUUAUAUGAACAAUACUAGCAAUAGUAGUGGAGGCACAAGUGAAGACGAUAUGAGGAGGUCUAGUAGAAGGACGAAUAAUCAUAGUGAGUCGUCAAAUGUCGGAUUAAUUCCAGUUGAGUUUUCAUCCUUAUCAAGUAGUGAUUCUGGAACUUCUACUUCUGUGUCUCGUAAAAAAGUCGGGUCAAAACUGCAAAAAUGGGGCUGCGUGGGACUACUUCUUCUAGUGGCCGUGGGCGGAGGAAUAUGGGUGUACACAGCCAACUACAUGAAACAGUCCGCACCACAGAACUCGGCGCUGAGUGUGGACCCCGCACUGGACCCCCCUGAUGUGCUGAUUCAUGUGCCCCCCUCCCCCAUGGACAUGGGCCAGUAUCAGAAGGCUGCGGUCGUUAGCAAUGGCGGUCCUUGUGCGGCUAUUGGCAAACGCAUCCUGAUGAAGAACGGCAACGCUGUAGAGGCAGCAAUCGCCACACUGUUCUGUGACGGUGUGGCCUGUAUGCAGAGCAUGGGCAUUGGUGGCGGAUUCCUGAUGACCAUCUACAAGAGGGACGAGGGAAAGGCCUAUGUGCUCAACGCCAGGGAAGCCGCCCCUGCCAAGGCUACCGAGGACAUGUACCAUGGGGCCGGCUUUGCUGCGCAGAUCGGUGCCAGAUCUGCAGGAAUCCCAGCUGAAUUGAAGGGAUACCACGCAGCUUUCAACAAAUUCAAGAGUGGCAACGUGAAAUGGGCCGAGCUGGUUGAACCAACAAUCAAGCUCUGUGAGGAAGGGGUCCCCAUCAACAAGCAUUUGGCGUUCAACAUUAAAAAUCACGAGUCUGACAUUAGAAUGAGUGAAUCGCUGAGUAAAAUUCUACUCCGUGAAGAUGGAUCCAUCCCAAAAUUCAAUGAGAAGAUCAAGCUACCAAAAUUGGCGGAAACACUGAAAAUAAUCGCCCACUCACCGAACGAAGCCGAAGAAUUGUACAAUGGCUCUCUGACCAAAGCAUUUGUUCAGGACAUACAGGAGGCUGGAGGAAUUAUCACUGAAGAAGAUAUGGCGAAUUAUAACGUACGUUGGGAGGAACCAGUGACAGCCAGUCUGUCAGGCAAUAUGACAAUGUACACGGUGCCACCCCCCGGUUCAGGCUCGAUUCUGGCCUUCAUGCUGCAAGCCCUGGAUGGGUUCAUCCCCCAGAUGAAUGCCAGCGACCCCAUCACUGUUCAACGCAUCACUGAAAUCUUCAAACAUGCCUACGGACGACGGACUGAGUUCGGCGAUCCUCAUUACACCAAUAUCACACAGCUUUUGCAGGACUUAUCCUCUCCAGAGUACAUCAAAGCAGUUAGAAGUAAGGUUCAUGACGACCGAACCUCGCAAAACCAUUCCUACUAUGGAGCCAGAUUUGAUUUGAUUGAGGACCACGGCACAGCCAACCUGGUUGUACUUGGGCCUAAUGGAGAUGCUGUCUCAGUCACAAGUACUGUCAAUCUUGUAUUCGGGAGUAAAUUCGUGUCGAAGAGUACCGGAAUCAUUCUGAACGACCAGAUGGACGACUUUUCGGCGCCAAACAUCACCAAUUUCUUCGGCAUGCCGCCUUCGCCUUCCAACUUCAUCCGGCCGGGCAAGCGACCCAUGUCGUCCAUGAGUCCGGCCAUAUUCGUACAGGGCGACGGUAGUGUCCGACUCAUCUUGGGGUCGGCGGGAGGCACCAAAAUCACCACCUCAAUUGCUUGGGUAUCCAUGAUGAAUUUGUGGUUUGGAAUGAACAUAAAAGAAGCAAUUGAUGAGCCAAGGAUACAUCAUCAAUUAUUCCCUAUGCAGUUCUCCUAUGAAUUAGGUGUAUUAAAGUCUACUGUUGAUGCAGCCAAAAAAAUUGGUCACAAAACAAAUCGACUUGGCAACACGUGGCGUUCCUGUGUAACUGGGAUAGCUGCUUACAGCGACGGAAAAAUCGAAGGAAUUUCAGAUUUCAGACGGCCCGGCAGUGUUGAAGGAUUCUAGAAUAUCUAUUGGCUCAGUAUUAUUAUAGUUAUAUCGAAUAAGUCUAAAAAUAAUUUAGUGAUAAAUAUCGCUAGACUGAGACAUUCGUAUGAAAAUUGUAUCUAAUACGGAAACUUCGUUGCCUAGGAGUACAAUAAAACGAUCAACAUAAUUGAUUAUAUACUACUAUAUAAAUACACAAUCUACCUAUUUACGUAGGUACGUUCUUGUACAAAGUCUAUUAAAAGUUACCCUUCAACUGGAUUGGGGUUACGAGUCAAGAUAUUAAUAAAUUAAUAUUGAAGAACUGGAAAUAAUAACAUGAAUGGCAUGGAACAAUAGCAUGACAUUAUUGAUGGAAAAUAAUGUUGAUGACUGAUUCAAUAUAUGACGGAUAUUAUAGAGUUAUUAUCGCAAAUUGAUUCAAUGUAUCGCAAUUGAUUUAUUAUUAAUAUAUUAAUAAUAUAUUAUGGAGAUGCGGUUCUGAGACAUAUGAAUGUUCGAAAAAUGUUUCGAAUCAUUCUAGAUUAAUGCUCUAGGUACUGUAUAUUCCCGAUCCAGAAUCAAAUAAUAUUCAAUUUUUAUUUAUGUAAAAUCUUCCAUCUUCAAUAUUCCAAUUCUCAGUACCUAUCUUACAAUAAUACAGAGUUGAGUUGUAUAGUAGCGUAGAAUAUAGGUUUGAUGAAUGUAUUCUGUGAAUUGAAGUUCUCAAAUUACUGGCAUAUUAGUGAGAUAAUCACUUGAUUAGAGACAGACUAAUUAAAAUUUGUUGAUUCUCGUAUUAGCCUAUGAAUAAUUUGCAAUAUAUUCGCUGAAUACUUCAAUUUUUAGUGAUACAUUAUUCAUCAAUGAAAAUUGAUGAAUAAAAAUUAAUUUUUAUUGAUUAAUAAAAUUAAUUUCGUACGUUCACAAUUUGAUCGAUGCACAAUUGAUCUUCAAGAUAACUUGGUGUAUUUGAAAUGAUUUCCAAUAAAAAUAACUAUAUUAUCAACCAAGUUUAGAAAAUAGGAUAUGGAGGAACAUAAUAUUUAAUUUAUUAAAAAAAUAUUUAAUCGAGAGCAGGUACCUUAUUGUAAUGACGAGAGUUUAGCUAAGAAUUGUGAUACUAGUUAUAAACCACAUUUCAUCAAGUUGAUGAAUUGUUCAAUAGAGAAUUCUAUUUCAGUUUUAUGUACUGAGUCUAUGUCUAUAUUGAGACAUAUCUUAUGUUAGAGUAUAGUUUUGUUAAUGUUCAAGUAUAAUAAGUUGAUGAGAGACGUAUUCUUGUACUGAAUGAAAUAAAUAGAUGAUUCAGA
Messenger RNA from Nilaparvata lugens (brown planthopper), 3574 nucleotides. RefSeq names its product scoloptoxin SSD14. The coding region runs from base 291 to 2300 and encodes 669 amino acids. Gene Ontology annotation, biological process: glutathione catabolic process. The transcript has 11 exons. Lineage: Eukaryota; Metazoa; Arthropoda; Insecta; Hemiptera; Delphacidae. The record is from RefSeq and is a predicted model, not a curated record. Gene Ontology annotation, cellular component: plasma membrane. Gene Ontology annotation, molecular function: glutathione gamma-glutamate hydrolase.